CACACACACACAUAUAGUCCAGUAGGCCCUUCAGCCGGAGCUGCAGUCUGAGCAGCGAUGGGAGGAAUAUAAGGAGCAUUUAUUUUUAAAUACAUCUUAUCAGGUCAUCUCCAAAAAUGGAGGGAGGAAAUUUUGGCUACCCCCAGGACUAUCUGGACCGCUUCAUCCAAAGCCAAGACUCGUCUGUGGUGAACAAGUUCCAGCAGAAGUACUGGAAAACCAAGCAGACGCUCAUCAAGGUCACAGGGAAGAAAGAGGACGAACAUGUGGUGGCAUCAGAUGCAGAUCUGGACGGCAAGCUAGAGGUCUUCCACUCUAUCCAGAGAACAUGCAUGGAGCUGCUAAAGGUCAUCGAGCAGUACCAGAGGAGGAUCUGCUUCCUUUCCCAAGAGGAGAACGAGCUGGGUCGUUUCCUGCGCUCACAGGGCUCACAGGACAAAACCAGGGCUGGAAAGAUCAUGCAGGCCACUGGGAAAGCACUCUGCUUCUCCUCCCAACAGAGAUUGGCUCUGAGGAAUCCUCUGUGCCGUUUGUACCAGGAGGUCGAAACAUUUCGCUACCGAGCGAUCUCCGACACGUGGCUGACGGUGAACCGGAUGGAGCAGUCCAGGACUGAGUACCGCGGCGCGCUGCUUUGGAUGAAGGACGUGUCUCAGGAGCUCGACCCAGAUACUCACAAACAGAUGGAGAAAUUUCGCAAGGUUCAGGCCCAGGUGCGCACAACCAAAACAAGCUUUGACAAACUGAAGAACGACGUCUGCCAGAAGGUGGACCUGCUGGGAGCCAGCCGCUGCAACCUCCUCUCUCAUAUUUUAACCACAUACCAGACAACACUUUUGCACUUCUGGGAGAAGACAUCCCACACUAUGGCAGCCAUACAUGAGAGCUUCAAGGGCUGUCAGCAUUAUGAGUUCUCCACUCUUAAGACCUUACAAGGCCCAAUGGACAAGCUGGCUAAGAAGAAGGGAAAGAAGAAAAUGAAAGCAGAGGCCGAAGACGGAAAGCAAGCCGAGACCACAGACGACCAACUCAUCUCACUAGAGAAUGAAAACACCAGUGAUAGAACCAGAGAAGGAAAUGAGAACUCUCUCUGUGCCUAUCCAGAGUUAGAGGGGGAGGAGAAGGACAGCAUGGCCUUACUGAACGAGAUCCUGGGCACCAUGUCUGUGGACGAGGGUGACUUCUCUCGAGAGUGGACAGAAGUGUUCGGAGACACCAAGGAUGAAACGAGUGCAGCAUCCGGUAGAGUAGCAGAGGCCCAGCAGAAGGAAGACUCCUUCUUUCUACCGUCUCAGCUGCUGGACCAGACUUUAAAUAAUCCGGAGUCUUGCCCCUCAGACUGGGCCGGGAUCGUUCCACAGCCCUCCGCCCAGGCAGCAGAGCCCUCAUCUGGAGCCAAUCAGAACCCUUCGAAGCCAGCAGUGAAAGAGAAAGCGGGGGCCUCCAAAGACCUCUCUGCGUGGUUCAACCUGUUUGCCGACCUGGACCCCCUCUCCAAUCCAGACGCGAUCGGCAGAACGGACACAGAACACGAACUUCACAACGCAUAGCUCUUCCUCGGCGUCAGUGAUCUGAAAUGGCUUGUCUUUGUUUGGUGGCUUACAGCAGAAUAAAGCUGCCACUGUGACCGGAGGAAAAAUCUGAUCAGCCACGCAAGCAAUUCUCUUUAGACUUCAAGAAGAGAAAGAGCUGAAACAUUUUGUCAAUUACUGGAUAAACAAAUAUUGGGAUCAGCUCUUUCCGUAAUUUUUCAUGCACAAAUGCCAAAUAUUUGCUAAUUUCUUCAUCAUAUAUGGUAAACUGAAUAUCUCUGGGCUGUUCACUGUUGGUCAGAAAAUAUAAAAUAAAUUAGAAAUGGAGUCGUUACUUCAUCCUAUAGACAAAAAAGUUAUUAUAUUAAAAAUAAUUAAAAGCUGGAUUUCCUUGAUAUGGCAAUAUAUACAGUAUAGGCCCCUUAUUAUAAUGACAUACUGUAGUUUGAUAACUUAUUAUAAAAAGAUGCUAUUAAAAGAGAGCUGGUACGCUGUAGUAAAACUGUCGUCUUUAAAUUUCUCAUAAGAAGACAAAACUAUUUUCUCUUGUUAAAUGAAAAGAAACUGAUCUGAUUUUUUUCUCAUGGUGGCAGUAUUACGCUGCUGUAAAGAGUCCCACUAACAGCUUCAAGCUCUCGUCCUUUCCAUUGUGAAAGAAAAGAAACAUUUACAAAGACGACCUUAUUAAGCUCGCUGGCUCUUUCACUUAGGUUAAACAUUUUAAAUGUUUAGCAUGGAUACCUCAGUGUGAGUUUGGAACAAGAAGCCUUUGACAUUAGCUGCCUUUUGCAAAAUCUGUAGUCUCUAGUAGCAUUCACACUUUAUUUCUGAUUCUCAUUACUGAAGAUUGCAAACAGGCAAAACUACAGAGGAAAGUAAUAAUGACAAGAUUACAGUGCAACAGUUCAAGUGUUUACAAAAUACUGCAACAUGUUGAGUGAAGUUACUGCAGUCAGAGAAAUACUAAAAAAAUAUCUAUUUU
Molecule: messenger RNA, 2514 nt
Organism: Centropristis striata (black sea bass)
Lineage: Eukaryota; Metazoa; Chordata; Actinopteri; Perciformes; Serranidae
Gene: ica1
Product: islet cell autoantigen 1
Exons: 13
Coding region: 117-1550 (477 amino acids)
Biological process (GO): regulation of transport
Cellular component (GO): Golgi apparatus
Molecular function (GO): protein domain specific binding
Source: RefSeq, a predicted model, not a curated record